AUGUCUCUUCAGAUCACUAGUCUCAGGUGAGAACGAGACAUUAUUCCCCAUUUUCUGUUCUUCUUUUUCAAAACUUGCCUGCCCACUUUUUUUGUCGAAAUGAUCUCUGAUGCCAGGGGUUUUCCUUCGGCCGACAGAGACCACAGGAAGAGAGAGAGAGAGAGAGAGAGGAAAAGGAGGACACAUUUGUGUUUGUCAUCCUUUCCUCCCCUUUUCCAUCCCUGCAUGCCCCUAUUUAUACAAGAGUCGCACGUCAAUUUUAUCUAUUUUUUCUGGCAUUCAUUCUGUUCGCUUCAAGUUUCUCUAUGAUUUGAAGCCUGUGAAUUGCGCUCAACCGCUCUCCACCUGAUUUCUGUGCUAAAUUGGAAAAGCUGGCGGCCGCGCGCCCUUGCCAUGGAAUUGCGGCAGAGCGACAUUUCCUCAAUAUUCUGGAAAUUUCCAGAAUAUUAACGUGCCAAUUUUGCGCCAAACAGUCGAUUUUGAAUUAAUUUCAGUUAUAAAUUAUAAACACGGCUAAAAAAUCGACAUACCACUUUUCGCGAGCGGAAAUCACAUCUUGCCUGCAAAGAAAUGGAAAAUCUUAAAUCUGCAAUUUUUUUCCACGUGGAAAAUCCUUUUUAUUCAAAAAAGACGAUAAAAAACCGGCGAUAUGCCGUCGAAAAUCGCUCGUGCAAAAAUUGAUUGGUCUACCGUAUUUUUGAAAAGCGCGUAACACGAGACAAUAAAUUUAUGCAACUUGAGUGCUGUGCCUUUAAUGUUACCAUAGGAAAUCGUGCGGAAAGUUCCGUCCAUUGUCGCCCUUUUUCUCUCAUUUUCCCAGCCAUUCUUAGAGAAUCACUCAAAUAUAUCGAAAUUUCCAGAAAAAGCAUUCAAUUCGUUCGCAGAAUGUCGUCCUCGCUGACCGGCGUCAACACAAAAGUGCUCAAAAACGGAGACGCGGCACCGAGUGCGCCGGCGGCCGGCACCUUCCGCAUCUACAACAUGCGCUUCUGCCCGUGGGCUCAACGCGCUCUGAUCUACGCGGCAGCAAAGAACAUUCCAACAGAAGUCAUCAAUAUCCAUUUGAAGGAGAAGCCCGAAUGGUACUUCUCUAAGCACUACAAGGGCCAAGUGCCCGCUUUGGAGCACGACGAGGGCAGAAAGCACGUGAUCGAGUCGGCCGUCAUUCCCGAGUACCUCGACGACCUGUUCCCGGAGACCCGCAUCCUGCCCACUGAUCCGUACGAGAAGGCCCAGCAGAAGCUGCUGCUCGAGAGAUUGUCUGCCGUGGCGCCCGCGUUCAUCGGAGCCGUCCAGUCGGUCAGCGAUCCGUCGAUCCGCACUGAAAAGUACGCGGCGAUCGCCAAAGCGUUCGACGACGCCGAGAAACUGCUCACCGCUGACUUUUAUUCUGGUGAGUAUCGGACCUCAUCUUUGCAAACCAAAAAGUUGAUCACGAAGGAAUUGUUGGAAAUUUUUUAGUGAACAACUUUGUAAUCGACAGUUUUGUCUUAUAACGUUUCUGUUCUGAGUUAUACACGCAUUUCUGAACAGUUCUCACAAAAACGCAACGACUAUAUAGGCAUCAUAGUUGAUAUUUGAGAAAAAAUACGUUCUAGAACCUCAUGUUUAGAGACAAUGCGCGUUUGCUUAGCCAAACUGAUUAACAUGAUCGCUGAUUGCAGGAACGUCGAAGCCGGGAUACGUCGACUACCUGCUCUACCCGAACGUGCAGCGCUCGUUCUGGCUUGCGCACAUCCUGCCCAACUUGCCGCUCUCCUCGACCGCGUUCCCGGGCGCCAAGUACCCGAAACUGACGGCGUGGUACUCGCGACUCGAGAAGCUUCCGGCCGUGGAGGCAGCCAGCCAACCGACUGAGACGGGCGUCGCGUUCUUCGCCGACUACAUCAAGGGAAACCCGGACUACGACUUGGGAUUGUAA
Messenger RNA from Caenorhabditis sp. 36 PRJEB53466, 1921 nucleotides. The record is from the annotation of a GenBank genome assembly. NCBI's taxonomy places the organism in Eukaryota, Metazoa, Nematoda, Chromadorea, Rhabditida, Rhabditidae.